AGGGGAAUGGCCGAUGUACGGUAUACUGUACUGUAGCUGUGUGUACAUAUUGCGAAAUCACGUGAUUUAACAGUAUUUGUGUGACUGUCGCAUGGUGGAUGAUUGAUGCUGCGAACGAUCGAAAAGACGAAAGGCGAAACUUUAUUCAGCCCAGAUUCAAUAUGGAGGACAAGAUUUCAACAGGACAGAGUGUGUUGGUUGUAUGGAGUCAAGGUCAAUCUCCAGAGCAAAUUAAGGAGGUGGUGGAGAGACUGAGCAGUAAGGUCGGACAGAGUGGGCGUGUCCAGGUAGAGAAUGACGAGAGACUUUCUAUGUCCUCACAUCCAGCCUCAUCAUUUGAUGUAGCACUGUUAGGAGCAAUCAAGCCAUCAACACAGACCUACUCAUUUGAAACUCUUGCAGAGAUAGCCAGAAUCCUCAAGCCGAAGGGACAGUUGUUGUUACGGGAACCUGUAUCAGAAUCAGAGAAUGGAGUUGGAAUAAGGACACCAGCCAAGCUAGGAUCAGCAUUAAAGCUGAGUGGAUUCAUAGAUAUUAAUCAGAAUGUAGUGGAAGAUUCAGAUCCUUCUUCAAUAGCUCAGAGUAGAAAUAUGACUGAAAUCAAUGGGUUAAAGAUGGUUGAAGUGAGCUGCAAUAAACCAGACUUUGAGGUGGGAUCAACCGCUUCUCUACCUCUCUCAUUUGCACCGAAAGCUAAAUCAGAGCCAGCAAAGACGAGUGGGGAUGUAGCAAAAGUUUGGACUCUCUCAGCAUUUGAUAUGGCAGAUGAUGAUGUGGACAUCAUUGAUUCAGAUGCACUUUUGGAGGAAGAGGACCUGAUGAAGCCAGACCCAGAAUCUUUAAAAGCCACAUGUGGACCAAACUCGGGCAAAAGGAAAGCCUGCAAAAACUGUACUUGUGGUUUUGCUGAAGAGUUGGAGCAAGGAAAACCUGCCAAGGCAAAGUCUGUGACAUCAUCAUGUGGCAGUUGUUAUUUGGGAGAUGCCUUCAGGUGUUCAACAUGUCCUUACCUUGGUAUGCCUGCCUUCAAACCAGGAGAGAAAAUCUCAUUAUCAAGUAGACAGCUCAAUGCCGAUGCCUGAUCUCUACAAAAUUCUAUUGGUAUCCAUAUCAUUUGAAGUUUUAUACAUCAAUAUUGAUAUGAGAUAUUCUCGUCAUAGGGCUGGGAAUUCUGUGAUGUGGCGGCCUGUCUUUGGUAAAUCUCCCCAAAAGUGCUUGUCAGCCACCGUCUCUUACAAGAGUUGCGAUUGAUCUGAUCAACCUCAGCUAUGGAGAAAACCAGCAACGUCAACAUCUAAAAAUGCAUGAUUGUUCCAAAAAAAUUCUAGAUAUGAUGUAUAUUCGUGAAUUCAUCGAUUUCUUGACAAUUUUGGUAUGUUCGCCUUUGUUUUAAUGCAAAGGACAUUUUGCAAAUUUCCUGCAGAAAAAAUAUGACACUGAUGGAUUUCCAUAGUCAUGAUUGAUUGGAUCGAUCGUAACUCUUUGAAAGACGGGACCCAGAUGUCACUAUUCCAUGUUAUUACUAUAUUUUAUCAAUGCUUGUGCCCCCAGAACAGUUGUGAUAUGUAGGAUAUACAUAAUGGGAUGUUGCAAGAACCUUGCAAUCAAUGCAAGUCUAUUUUCGUUCCCGAAAUCAAUCAUAAGUGUUGCAAUUAAUUGCAAGACUUAUGAUUGACUGCUAGUGUGCUUGCUUGUUGAAACAAGGAGUGUAAUCUGAUUUGCUCUAGUUAAAAGUGAUCAAUCAGUUGUAAAAUUGCAACAGAAUAUUUGCAAUUGAUUGCAAAUGUUUUCUUGCAACACCCACUAAGAAUGUCUAUUAUUGGAUAAAUUCACAGGUUUUACAUCAGAUUUUAUUUCGAUCAGGUUCCCAAGCAAAAUAGAAUAUCUGCAUAUUUUGUCUUGUUUAUAUUAAACACCUCGAGUGUGAAAUGGGCUGAAAAUUUCAGGCCACAAUCUGUACUAUUAGCUUUCUAACAUCCAGUGACUAGAUAUGUAAAGUAUGUGCUCAAACCGCUAUUUUGAAUAAGAAUUUCUAAUAAAAUUAUCAAGAGAGGGCACUUGAUUUGAAUUUAAAUCCCAAUAGACAACAAAGUACCAUAGUUACAUUCUGAUGGGUAAAUAAUGCAAUCAAUGACUACCAUGCCUAUGUAAUAUUGUAAUGUUUGAGGAUAGUGAACAUUACUGACCCUUUACCAAAACUGAAGUCAGGGUUAAAAUUUUAAUGAUCAUUUUGUGCCAGAUUCCAACAGUUACAUAAUAACAUUUGAAAAUAUUGAUAUACAGACAGUGCUCGCCUUGGAAUCUGUGAUGUAUAAUACUAGACAAUCUCAUUGUGUACCGACAGAUGCCUGUGAAGAAAUGCUAUCAAACAUGAUUACUUUUAUAAUGGCCAUUCUUUAGACCAUGCAUACCAACAUAUGCAUUUUUCUAGUGCACCGAUAAAACCAGCUAUAUAGAUAAUUCUUAAUAGUAUACCUCAUUGUGUCCAAAGUACUUGUGAUAUUUUCCAACCAUGGCAUGUCCACAUAAUGAAGAGUAAAGUAUAUAUUUUUAAGAUUUGAGCAGGUGAGAUUUAUUUGUAUGUCAUUUUGCACUACUUUGAGAUUAUAUUGAAUUUAAGUGAAAGAUGAGGAUACAUAAGUUUCCAGCUUCAACAUAUAUUUUAGUUAUUCAUCAAUUAGAAGCCAAUCAUGUUUGAAAACACUUUUUGUUUGUUUCAAACAUUCUUUCUUGCAAAAUGUCAAUUUUGAUGCAUGGGUUCUUGAAUUUCUUUCUUUUUUAAAGACAUUUGUUUGUAUGUACUUAUAAAUUUAUAUAUGAAGAAAAAAUGAUAUGGCAUUACAUAACACUCUUCAAUUCCCUGAAAUUUGGAAAAAAAAAUAAGUGUGUCAAGAUAUUGGUCUAUUUAUACUGUAUGUAGUUUUGAUCCAAAUUAUGACAAGUUCUUUAAAGUUGUUUUGUAUACCAAUAUGUCAAACAUGAGUUUUAAAAUCCUGUUCAUGUGUAUGUAAUUAUUGAUUGUUAUUGUCUGUUUUCAAUUGAAAUUGGAAGAGAUAUAUCUGCAAGGUUAUUAAAUAUUAAUCAAUGAGUUGGACGAUUGGUCUUUAUUGUU
Messenger RNA from Lytechinus variegatus (green sea urchin), 3112 nucleotides. RefSeq names its product anamorsin homolog. Gene Ontology annotation, cellular component: cytoplasm. The coding region runs from base 99 to 1082 and encodes 327 amino acids. Gene Ontology annotation, biological process: iron-sulfur cluster assembly. NCBI's taxonomy places the organism in Eukaryota, Metazoa, Echinodermata, Echinoidea, Temnopleuroida, Toxopneustidae. The transcript has 10 exons. The record is from RefSeq and is a predicted model, not a curated record. Gene Ontology annotation, molecular function: iron-sulfur cluster binding.